Messenger RNA from Protopolystoma xenopodis, 624 nucleotides. Lineage: Eukaryota; Metazoa; Platyhelminthes; Monogenea; Polystomatidea; Polystomatidae. The record is from the annotation of a GenBank genome assembly.
AUGCUGGGUAGGCGGUACGUCGGACCUGGCAAUACACCUCGUGCUCGGCCCAAGACACCGGCUCUCUUUCACACACCCCUGCCACUGCCAAUCGGCCUCGACACACGUAGCCUAACCUGGACUCGUUGGCAAGACGUGCCCGCUCCCUCCACCUCCCAAUCAUGUUUCCACCCCUCGGGAGCAUCGCAGUCUGAAAGGGGUUUCCUCCAGUCCCAGCACUGUCAGUCUCCUGAUUGCCCUCGCUUCGCUUUUGCUCGACUCGCCGUCCUUGCGAACCGCUCCUCCCUCACCUCUUCUUCUUACUUCUCCUCUCUCCUCCUCCUCCCCCGUCUCCUCCUUCUCCUCUUACUCCACCUGCCUCUUCAGCCUCGUAUUGUUCAUCCUGUCCGCCAACAUUGCAAGCCGAUAGCAUUAAUCAAUUCAUAUAGCCUCUACUGCUCCUCCCUACCGAGCCGGGCUGGUGUCUCAGACCAGUCUCUGAGGGCGCGAUGCCAAGACCCACCCCCUUUUCGGGCGUCUAAGCAACUCUUGGUCCUGGCCGGUCGAGCUGAAACGGCUCUACCGAACGGUCACCGGACAGUGGCCACUGGAGCUGUAUGUCCGAGAGCCCAACCACCAGUUUGA